Messenger RNA from Prorocentrum cordatum, 714 nucleotides. The record is from the annotation of a GenBank genome assembly. Lineage: Eukaryota; Dinophyceae; Prorocentrales; Prorocentraceae.
AUGUCGCGUCGCAGCGUGCCAGGGGGCAUGACGGCGGAUCAGAAGAUGCGAGCUGUUAGGAAAGGCUGGAACGACCUGGACACGUACCAGGUCCGGACGCUGGCGUUGAGCCCAGGCGAGAGGGGCUGCGCCAUGUCGCACAUAAGGGCCUGGAGGCACUGCCUGGAGCUCGCUGGCGGUGGCAACAGGCCCCUGCUGGUGCUGGAGGACGACGCGGCGCCGACGGCCGACUUCGCGGACACGCUGCCGCGCGCACUCCGGGCCUUGCCCGGCGACGCACACGUUCUCUACUUGGGGUACAGUCAGGCCGCCGACUGGAAGCGGGAGGUGUCCCCGGAGUUGGUGGAGUCGGAGUACGUCUGGACGACGGUGGCGUACGUCAUUUGGCCAGCAGGCGCUCGCAUCCUCCUGGACCAGCUGCCAGUCAAUGAGCCCGUCGACAAUUGGAUGGCCGCGGCGUGCGCUUCUGGCAGCAUCAAGUCGUACUGCGUGCGCCCGAAGAUUGUGCACCAGGCGGACGCCUGGAACGUCAACUCGGACGUGGCGCACUCCGACGAGCACUACUGGGGUCCGUGCUCCGACAUUCUCCACUCGGACGCUCUCUAUUGGGGGCCCGACGACCUCAGGGGCGAGGCUGACCGCCAGCUCGUGCCCAGCACCAGCCUCUGGGACGCCAGCUCCGAGGACUCGGACGAGUCCCCCGAGGGGCCGUGA